UACAAAUGGUCUAAAUCCUGAUUAAAAAAAUGAACAUGUUUCAGAAUGGACAAAACAAUGAUAAUGGCACAUUACACGAAUACCUCUACUGUGUCAUUUCCAACUAAAAAGCAAUCAUCUUUUGUUGUAUAGCAGUGGUUCCCAAACUUUUAACGUCCGCGUAUGCCUUCAGACAUUUGACCUGAAGCCAUGUACCCCCGACUCUUGCACACUCGCACUCACUUUUCACCCUAAAAUAGUGAACAUUUUAACAGAAUUUUCAAAUUGAUAGUACUUCCGGGUCAAAAACGUGUAUUUGCAUGAAAGUUUCACGAGUGGCUCUAAUGAUGUCAUCCACCAACUAGAACGCAGGAGCUGCGUCAGCAUGCUUAAAAUGAAACUUAAAAGUUACAUCUCAACAAGAAACUCUUGGGUCGCCCUGACAGAUAAUGCCCGCUGAAAAGCCCAAAGCUGUGGUUAUGGCCCCCUCCCGGCUAUACGCGCUUCCUUCGCUGACAGGAUAUAAAAACCACGAUCCCACAAAAUCCAAAGCACCAAGCUACACUUUAGGGGGUCGCUUCACCAAAACCAAACUACAUGUCUCACCUGGACCGGCGCACUUUGUCCCAUCAAACAUCACCAAAAAUGGCCGAGAUGGCACUCCAGCAUUUUCAUUUGGUAAACGUCGAAAGGAGCCAGCGCAUGCUGAAAUUCCUGCACCCAACUGUUACAGCCUUGAAAGUGCAGAGAAGUACACUUUCCGCUCUACUCCUUCGUACACUUUAACUGCAAGAAGGAAACAACUUGUAAACAGCAACCAAAGCGGACCCGGUCCAGCUGCCAACAUGCUGCCACCUGUUCUAGGACCUAAAACUGUCACGAUACCUGCAGUACCUGCAUACUCUAUCCUUGGCCGCCGUAAAGUUGGGACCUUUUUGGACGACUUGUCAAAGUCUCCAGGCCCUGCAGCCUAUGAAGCUACGGACCCCAAAACUUACCUGAGAAAAUCUCCUGAGUUCAGCAUGCCUGGCCGCAAGUUCCCACCUCAAGGUUCCACAAAGACACCAGCACCUGGAGUAUAUUGUCCUGAGAAGGUCACAUCUAAUAGCUCAAAAGCGCCAGCUUUCACCUUUGGACGUCAUCACUCGGAAAAAACCAUCAUCCCCCUUAUGGCUGUGGAUAAAUGUCAACAUGCAAUAACUCUCAUUUAAUUUGGAAAUUUCACACUGCAGAUAAACAGUUGGUGUGAAUGAUCAAGGUGCUAAAGUUGAAAGCCAGUCAGUGUUUGAAAUGCAUUUACAAGGCUAGGUAUUUGGUGGAGAUUUGCAAAAAAAAAAAAAAAAUCUACCCAUAUAACCGCUGCUGCACCAUACAUUGUGUUUAUUAGUGUCUUUAGGGUAUAUUUUUUAUUUAAAAAUGUCAGUCCUUAUUGCUCCUUAUUGCAAUCUUAUAACAUAGACAGAACAAAACCUUCCAUCCAUCCAUUUUCUUUGCCACUUCUCCUCAUUAGGCAAUCCCAGCUGACUUCGGGCGACAGGCGGGGUACACCCUGGACUGGUCGCCAGCCAAUUACAGGGCACAUAUAGACCAUUCACACUCACAUUCAUACCUAUGGACAAUUUAGAGUCGCCAAUUAACCUAACAUGCAUGUUUUUGGAAUGGGAGGAAAGGAGAAAACCCACACACGGGGAGAACAUGCAAAUGCCACACAGAAAUGCCCAACGGAGAUUCGAACCCAGGUCUUCCCCGAUCUCCUGACUGUGACUGUGUGGCCAACAUACUAACCACUAGACCACGCCUCAAGAAUAUAGAUGUAUAAUAAAGAUAACCAGGUCACAGUGUCUCAAGAACAUACAUUAAUAAUAAGGAUAACCAGGCCACAUUGCUCUUUAAACAAUACUUUAACAUAAUAAGAAACCAAAACCCAGUUUUAGUGUUG
Molecule: messenger RNA, 1918 nt
Organism: Dunckerocampus dactyliophorus (ringed pipefish)
Lineage: Eukaryota; Metazoa; Chordata; Actinopteri; Syngnathiformes; Syngnathidae
Product: outer dense fiber protein 3-B-like
Exons: 8
Coding region: 429-1190 (253 amino acids)
Cellular component (GO): cytoskeleton
Source: RefSeq, a predicted model, not a curated record